Fusarium poae is the source of this 1554-nucleotide messenger RNA. RefSeq lists its product as uncharacterized. The transcript has 2 exons. Gene Ontology annotation, molecular function: zinc ion binding. The record is from RefSeq and is a predicted model, not a curated record. The coding region runs from base 1 to 1554 and encodes 517 amino acids. Lineage: Eukaryota; Fungi; Ascomycota; Sordariomycetes; Hypocreales; Nectriaceae.
AUGGCGUCAGGAAUCCAAAAUGCGCCCGAUGCAGCCGCUAUCCCACCGCAAAAGCCGACUGAGGCUCCUCGACGAUGCUUCAUUUGUUUGACAGAUGAAGAACCUUCAGACCCCCCGGGAUCAUGGGUUGACCCAUGCGGAUGUACCCUUGAAGCCCACCAAGACUGCAUGCUUUCAUGGGUAACAGACUGCGAGCGUUCCAAUAAACCCCUCCAGUGUCCCGUAUGCAAAGAUCGCAUUCAACUGGAAGGGCCCUGGGACCCCAUUGUCUCUGUAACAGACGCCGUUGCAAAUAAGUUUACACGCGUGAGCCCUUUCAUGUUGCUCUCAUCUGUUACAAUCGGUGCGCAGUUCAGUCUCCAGAUGUACGGAGUAUCUGCCAUGUGGGCGUUCGCAGGUCGCCAGGCUUUAGUCGACUAUGUCCUCGGUCCUGAUAUUUGGGCGAAUGGACAAGUCUCAAGAGCAUUGACGACUGGGGGGCAAAGAUUAGGAAAGGCACUGGUAUUAACCAACAUAGGACCAGCUCUCCUCGUCGGACAGUUAAUGCCAUGGUUUGCGAACAAAGUGUUCCUAUCCACAGCUUCUCUGUAUGGUGUCUAUCACGUCAUGCAUGAUGACAACUUCCUCGACUGGCCUCCCUCGCCUCAGCUUGCGAUGGCCGUGUUCCCGUACAUUCGAUCAGUCUAUUUGAACCUCUGGCGUGAAUUCGUCCUUCCGUACGAGGUCAACCUCAACCGACAGAUAAUGGGCCUCCCCCCAAUCGAACCUCGACGAGAUCAGGCGCCCGCCAACGAACGACAACCGGAGCAGCGCGGGGAAGGCGGCGUCUUGGGCUUCCUCACCGGUCUUAUCGAGGCUCUUGAGGGCGAAGAGGCCGACGAAGAUGGUGAGAUUGAUGCCCUGGGACCAAGAGCGCCUGGGGAUGUAGAGGGCCAGGGCGGUGGUGGAGUUGUUAUAGAGCUUGUCAUUGAGGAUGUUGACAACGAGGACAAUGGUGUAUGGGACCAACAAGCUGAGGACAAUGAGAUGCCCCAAGAAGAGCCUCUCGACGAUGAGAACCCAGUGAUCCUGCCAGCUGAGGGCGAAGACUUACCUCCUGCCCCGGUCGAAGCACCCCAAGACCCGGCCGCAGAACCAGCUAUUGGCCUGGCACCUAUCAUUGCUCCCGGGCCUGAAGCCGAGAACCAAGCCGCUCAGCAAAACCAACACGAAGCUCCUCAAGCACCGCCCGCUCGUCGUCCUGGCUUGGGAACGAUCCUGUCCGGGGUAUCCAACGCGAUCGUCAGUGCCUUGAUACUUCCGGGCAUCUCUUAUGCCAUGGGCGAGCUUCUUCGCAUGGCCCUCCCUAAGCAAAUGACUGCUACACCGUCACUCUUCCGAGGAGGCUUAAUACGCCCAGGUCUACUCCAACAGCAAUGGGGACGAAGUCUUGUGGGUGGGUGUCUUUAUGUGGUGAUAAAAGACAUGCUCAGACUGUACACCAAGUACCGUAAGGUGGCUGCGAUUGGAAACAGACGGGUGAAGAAUGUCGACAGAGCCAGACGUCGAAAGUGA